AUGUUAAAACGAUUUCUACCCCUCGCUAAGUAGAUUAUGUUUACUGUAAAAAAUUCUCCAAAAUUACUCUACAUUUACAAAAUGCAAAUACCAAAUCAAACUAAUUUAAAUAAAACAUAAUAUAAUUUUUCUUAGAAUCAUAAAAUGUAAUCCAAUUAAUUAUAUUAAGUUCAUUACAAGAUGGAGUUGAUCAUAUUAAAACUAUUUAAGAGUAAAUAGUGGCUUUGAAUGAUUUAGAAGAUGUCUGUAACAUCUAGUGUCAAGUUGUUGAAUAUUUGGAAGAUAAUCUUAAAAAUUUUGAUGACAAAUACUUUAAUGUUAUCUACAUAGAAGAAAUUUUGGUUUUACAUUAGUAUCAAGUUGCCAUUUAUGCUUAUACAUAGCAUCAAAAUCCUUUGGACAGUGAAUUUACUUAAAAACUAAUAAAUUGCGAUUUAUUAAAAUAUUUAGAUAUUAUUAAACAAUAUAAAUUGCUAGAUCAAAUUAAUGUGGAAAGAUUGAAGGUUAAAUUGAAUGCUGCAAGUAUAAUGUGCCAAAUGAUCAAUUAUGGUGUAGAAGUUGAUAUUAAUUAAUUACAUGAUUGGAUGAAGUAAUAAAAUAUAUAUAAUCAUUAGUGAUUAUUUAGACUAAAUUGAAAUACACAAUUAACUUGUUUUAGAAAUUUUAUAAAAAGAAAAAGUUUAAGCAUACUCUAAUGCUUUUAAGGAACUUUAUGAUUUUUCUAUUAACUUCUACUUUUUUAUUGCUUAAAUUCAUAGGAAAAGGAAUUUAGUUGAAGAAUUUGAAAGAUUUAUAGAUCAAGGAAUUGAAGAAGUUAAAUUUCAAGCCAAGAAACUUUUAUAGGAACCUAAAGGAUAAUUUGAGUUGGAUUUGAUUUUGGUGAAUUUAUUCUAGCUCUUCAUUAGCAUUAAAUAAGCUGAUGAUAUUAAAACAGAAUUUACUAUAGAUUAUGCUAAUAAAAUUGUUGAUUUAAUUUCAACCUACUGGGAAGAAUCAUUUGAAACAUAUGUUUUAGACAUAAAAGUUAACCUUGCACAAUUUUACUUAAGUUGCGAUCUUUUUGACAAUGCAACUAAAUUACUAGUUGAAGUUUAUUCAAUAAGGACUGCUAUUGUUGAUGAUAAAACAUUAUUUUUAUUAUACUCUAAUAUUUAUUAUUGCAAGAAAAGAGGGUUUUUGGAAGAAAUAAACAUGAAUGAGGUUAUAACAUUAGCUGAUAACUUAAAUCUAAUAGAUUUAGAUAUACCAAUAAUACUAAUAUUAGAUGUAUGGUUAAUUUAAUUAUUUAUAGUUUAAUAUGUGUGUUUUUGAUGAUGUUUUAGAAUCAUAGGAUCUUGCUCAAAUAUAAGUCAGAUUUGAUAAAGUUAUUACCAAUAUUAAUGAAUUAAGCAAAUUAAUUAAAGACAAUAAAUCGCCUGUAUUUUAUAUUUGCAAUACAAUUCAUAGGCUUCCAUACCAAUUUUUGAUUGGAUUGAUCAAGUGAUGUAAAAUAAUCUAUUAAAAAAUAAUGAAUAAUACAUUUUACCCAUUUAUAAUGCAUUGAAUAAAUUUAAGGAUAUUCAAUUAGACAUAGAUCGUUAGAAUUUGGAAAGAGACUUUUACUUAAUAGUUUUAUCGUUUAAAUUGAAAGAUUAAAUAAACUUAACUUCUUAAUAAAAAGUUAAAAAUGCAGAGGAAUUUGUAAUUAAAUAAUUUAUAAACAACACUAGGCAAUUUAAUACAUUCAAAAUUAAGAGUUGCAAAAUAUUGCACUUAAUAAAUUGCUACUUUUGAAUUUCUAAUUAAUUGACGAAGGAAAGUUAACAGAGUGCUAAGAAAUUAUAGAAUCAUUAAUAGCAAUGUUAUCAAAAGAAAACUAAAAUUUAAAUAAAUUCGUUAAGUAAUUCCAAAAUUAGAAAAAUUAGAUUCUACGAGUAAAGAAAAAUUGA
This is a messenger RNA of Paramecium octaurelia, 1928 nucleotides long. The record is from the annotation of a GenBank genome assembly. Lineage: Eukaryota; Ciliophora; Oligohymenophorea; Peniculida; Parameciidae.